Molecule: messenger RNA, 4575 nt
Organism: Morchella sextelata
Lineage: Eukaryota; Fungi; Ascomycota; Pezizomycetes; Pezizales; Morchellaceae
Exons: 3
Coding region: 1-4575 (1524 amino acids)
Molecular function (GO): calcium ion binding
Source: RefSeq, a predicted model, not a curated record
AUGUCCUCCCCCCACCGCCCACCGGGCCUCCCCCUCUCCCUCUCCUCCACAAAACCCCACCUCAUACCUCCCCUCUCGCCCUCCCACGCACCACCGCAAUCGCCCUCGCCCUCGCGCCGCACCGCAGCUCUCGCCCUCACGCCGCUCAAGACCUCCAACCUCCCGCGCAAACGCACCAGCAACGCAACGCACGGCACCGGCCUCGGCACCAACCCCAGCUUCGGCAACGGCUACACUCUCUCGCCACGGCCCUCGCCGCCCUCGCGCCCGCUCCUGCGCAGCACGGUAUCCUCUGGAAGCAGCGGGUCGCCGGACAGAGACAGAGACAGCGACAGAGGCCGCACGCGCAUCCGAGAGCGCAAGCGAAAGAAAGGGCGCGAGAAGGAGGUAGACGUAGAAGAGGAAGCAGAAGCGCAGCGAAGCAGUGGUAGUGACAGCAGAGCAAGCAGCGAGGAGGUCAGGCGGAAACUAUUUAGUGAACGACAACAGCAGAGCAAUUGGAGCGCCAUGGCGAUGUUCUCCGCAAUAUUCAAGCGCUUCGACCCCAACGGCACCGGGAGUAUCUCCAUCCGCGACUUCAUCCCGCUCAUCCGCGAGAUCGAAGCCUCGCUCCCCGGCUGCCCAAAAUACGGCAUCCUGCAGCAAGCCUCCGAACCCACAAUCCACCAGACCAUCGACAAGGCGCCCGACCUCCUGCUCACGGAGGACGAGUUCAUCCGCGCCUUCGACGACAUCAACAAAGACCAGGGCAUCCUGGAGCUCAUGGAGCUCGUGCGCACUGUCGGGCAGGCAGAGGAGGAGGUCUACGAGGCCGUCGGCGACCCCGCCAUGAUCGCGCGGGACGGCCCCCCGUUCAGCGCGGGCUCGCCCCCGCUCUCCCCCUGCUUCCAUGAAGACGCGGAGGGCAACUCGCUCUGGCACGCACUUGUGGGCCCCGUGCCCCCCUCCCCCCGUAGCUUCGCAUACAACGACGACACGACCGGCAUCCUCUCCACCCCGCUGAGCACCUCCACCCCUCUCGGCGCCACCACCCCCAGCCGCCGCGCCCUCCCCGGCGUCACAACACCCCGCCGCUACUCUAGCCCCAACCGCCCCGGCACCAACCCAACCCUCCGCUCCGGCUCCCCACGCCCGCUCUCCCGCGGCGGCGGCCCCACAGAAAGAAGCAUCUUCCCGGGCCCCCCACGCAUGGCGCCCCUCCGCCCCGCCGGCGACGACCGCGACCACUCCACCUCGCGCCCCAGCUCCCGCGGCCGUUCCCGCGGCGGCUCCAGCAGCUCCCGCAGCCGCCGCAGACGCAGUCUUACAGGCCUGGCCCCGUUCGAGCUCGACAUGGAGCUGGCGCUGUUCCGGCCGAACCUACUCUCGCUGGAGACGCCGACGACAAUCGAGAACCUGCAGGCGCUGACGGCGCUCGACGUCAUGACCGUGCUCACGGACUUCCGGUACGCGUGGGCCGUGGCCGAGGCGCGGUCGCGCGAGCUGCGCGAGCUGCAGGCGCACGUGGGGGCGCUUGAGAGCCGCGCGGUCGAGAGCGCGGAGUACGAGGAGGGGCGGCUGGGCGAGCUGCAGCGCAAGUGCGAGGAGGCCGAGGGCGCGGUGGGGGUGGUGUAUGAGCAUAACGCCGUGCUGAUCCGGGAUCUGGGCAGGAUUGAGGCGCUGUAUGUGGCGCUGGAGAAGGACAUGGAGCGGGUGUGCAAGGAGCGCGACGAGGCUGUGCGUGCGGCGGAGCGGGAGCGCGGUGAGAGGGCGCGGGUGGGCGAGAAGCUGGCAAGGCUGCAGAAGCAUCUGGGGAGGGUGGAGGAGGACGGGCUCGACUCGCUGAGGGUGCUGGAUCGGAACAAGGACGAGGCGACAAAGUAUGUUGCGCGCAUCAGCAGCCUCAAGGAGGCGGUCGAGACGCGCGACGAGAUCAUCCGCGGCGUCAAGAGCGAGCUGGAGGCGUCGCAUGAGAAGAUGGCGGUGCUGAGCGGCGAGCUGGCGGCGUGUAGAGCGGACGUGGAGCAUCUGACGCCGGGCGUCUCGCCGGGUAAGGGGACGUUCCGGCGGACGCGGACGUCGCUGGGGGCCAUGCUGGGCGGCGUGAAACUUGACGGCCCGAGCGACGACGAGAACAGGUGGGGGUACAACUCGGAGCCGUCGGCGAGCGAUGGCAGCGGCAGCUUCGGCAGCUUGGGCAGCGUGGGUUAUGAUACAACGAUCGUGGCCGAAGAGGAGGAAGAAGACGCGGAGCUGCAGCAGCAGCAGCAGCAGCAGCAGGGGAAGCUACGCGAUGUGACGACGCCGACGCAGGAGACGUCGGGCGGCGAGAAGACGCUGCUGGAAGUAGCAGGAGUAGGAUUGGGGGGUGCGGAAACGCCGAUGGCGAGACGGGAUGUCGUGACGCAGACGAGGCUGCUGAAGCUGGAGGCCGUCAAGGAGAUGGCGAAGGACUACCCGUACCGCGAGCUUGUCCUCGACAUGGCGCGCGACUACCCGUUCGCGCAGCUGAUUGCCGACCUCGCGGGCGAGUACCCGGGGCUGCUCACGCCGCUGCCCCCCGUAGGCAAGGACGACGAACGGCUCUCUGAGCCCGAGGACCUGGGCGAGCUGAGUGGCUCGAGCGAAGGCGGGGAUCUGACGUUCUCGGAGGACGAGCUGGAGCGGGUGGACCUGGACGUGGAGGAGGAGGAGGAGGAGGAGGAGGAGGAAGACCUAGAAGAGCACCUUGAAGAAACUGAGGACGGGGAUAAAGCAGCCAUCAAGGCACCACCAACACCGUCGGAAACGGCACUGCCGCCCUCGAGGACCCCGACGCCGGAGAGUAAGCUGCUGUCGCCGGGAGGGUCGCCGAGUAGUGUGGAUAGCGCUUCGCAGACGGAUCCGGCCCCGAGCCUUGCUAGUGGUAAUCUUAGGGGCGGGUGGGCGGGGCAUGGAGCGCCGGGUGUUGCUGGCGGAGGAGAUGCUGGUGGUGACGGUGGUGGUGGUGGUGGUGGUGGUGGUGGUGGUGGGGUUCCAGUCCCAGCCCCGGCCCCAGUCCCAGUGCCGGCCCCAGUCCCAGUCCCGGCCCCAGUCCCAGUCCCAAUUCCAGUCCCGCCAGCCCCAGUCCCAGUCCCGCCAGCCCCAGUCCCACCAGUCCCAGUCCCAGUUCCAGUUCCAGACGGCGGCGGCGGCGGUGAUACCAGCGGCGUAUCAUCAGACGAAGCCCGAAACCGCCGAGCCAAACGCAGAGGAUUCCGCGACCAACCCCGCUCCCAAUGGCCGCACCCGCACGACUACGGCAUGGGCAUCCCCCCGGACCGUGAGCCCGUCGUUGCCGGCGCCCUCCCGCGCGACCCGCAACUCUUCCCGCCCCGCGACCGCGGCCAGCACGAGCCCUACGCCGACUACAUGCAGUACUACUACGGCAACUACCUGACCGUCGACCAACGCAUCCCGCGCGGCGCCGCCGGCCGCAACUACGAGGCCUACCGCCAGUACUACUUCGGCGCCUACAUGCGCGCGCCCGCAGACCGGGCCGCAGCCGGCCAGCCCGGCGAGCGCGACCCCCGGCGCCGCGCCUUCGUGGCCGGGCGCGAGCGGGCCGCGGCAAUGGGCGACGGCGCAUACAUCGGCAAGUUCCGCAUCCCCGCGCCCGACGGCGAGUACGUGGAGCGCAUCAGCACCACGCUCGAGACGCGGGUGCGGCUGCAGCAGCUCAACGAGCAGGCGCGCCUCACCAUCGACGAGGCCCACGAGGUUGCGCGCUUCGUCGAGAGCCAGUUCAGCCCGCCGGAGAACGUGCUGCUGAAGACGAUCUGGCUGCUGGCGGGGCGGGUGGAGAGGGCGUCGCGGCGCGCGGUGCGGCAGGCGGAGUGGCCGAGGGAGGAGAGGCUGGAGACGAUGGUGCCGUAUCAUAACCCGCUCGGUGUUCUUGCGUGGCCGUGGAGGAUGCUGUGGCAUAUCCUGAGGUCGAUGGACUGGGCCGACUACCAGGCGCUGGCCAGCAACGACAACAUCAUGCUCGUGAUGAAGAACAACGGCCUGAUCGGCCUCGACAACUUCCCCACCGCCGCCGUCCCGCCAGAAGGCCCCGCUCCGCCACCUGUCCCUCCCGCCCCCGCCCCCGUUCCUGCCGCUGCCGCUGCCGCUGCCGCUGCCGGAGACGGACCUCCUCCUCCCCCCGCCGCCGCCGGCGCAGGCGCCCCGCAGACACCCACCUACCUCGUCGACCCCAUGACGGGCCUACGUCUCCACCACGCCAACGCACGCCGCAUCCCGCUCGGGCGCUCCGCCGACCUUCUGCGCGCGGGCCCCCGCCCCUCCGCGGCCUGGAGCAUCCUGAGCUUCUUGCUCAUCAGCGGGCUGGUCGCGCUGACCAUGUUCAACGUGUACAUGUACACGCGGCUCAAGGAGCAGCAGCGCGUGUGGGAGGACUCGCUGGGCGUGUACACGAACCGGCCCAACUGGUACGAUGCGUGCUAUAUGAGCUGCCGGCACGACCAGUAUCAGUAUGCGGCGCCCCGGGGGCUGCUGCAUGUUUAUGACCGGUUGGUGGAUUAUGUGGGGCCGCUGUUGGGGUAUGAUGAGGAUUGUAUGGCGCCGCCGCCGACGUAG